AAAUAAAAUUGGUGGUGAUAAGAUAUAUUGUUCUCGUGAUUGUGCCAUUGAUUGUAUGAAAAUUAAAUAUGAACUUCCAAAAGAGUUUAAGGAAUUAUAUAUGGACCUAGAAAUCCCCAAAACACCUCCUUCUUCUAAUCCCAACACCCCCGCCUCUAAUCCUUAUAAAAGGGACGGCAUUCCAAACAACAACCAAAGUCCUGAAAUGCUUUCGUCAGAUCGAAUUAAACGAUUAGAAAAAGAUAUCGAAAAUUACAAAGCAAAAAAGCAAGAGGCUCCAGAAUCAGACAAGCCCGGAGUUCAAGAUUUAAUUAACGAAUUAGAAAAGCAAUUAAAAUUAGAAAAAAUGAAAGCCUUUUUCGCCCAAAGAGAUGGGACAGAGACAAUCAUCAAAAAGAGCCGAAUUACCGGUCAAACUACUACAGUCAAAAAGUCUAAUCCUCUUUCCGAACUGCUAGCCUGA
Molecule: messenger RNA, 463 nt
Organism: Racocetra persica
Lineage: Eukaryota; Fungi; Glomeromycota; Glomeromycetes; Diversisporales; Gigasporaceae
Source: the annotation of a GenBank genome assembly